Rhincodon typus (whale shark) is the source of this 2536-nucleotide messenger RNA. RefSeq names its product DNA ligase 1-like. Gene Ontology annotation, cellular component: nucleus. The transcript has 7 exons. Bases 348 to 1844 code for a protein of 498 amino acids. NCBI's taxonomy places the organism in Eukaryota, Metazoa, Chordata, Chondrichthyes, Orectolobiformes, Rhincodontidae. The record is from RefSeq and is a predicted model, not a curated record.
CAUUACGUCACUGUGGGGGUGUUCCCCGUUGACGUGGUGGGGACCACGUUUGGAGAUUUCACUUCUCAUUGAGCUCUCAGCAGAGUCUUAUCGGCCCGUCCCUCCCUCCUGACCGCUGUUCAUGGUUCACUACGGGGUUCAUCUAGGCGCAGCGAAGGCGGCAACUUGCACGACCUAACUCUUCAUGUGCCAGUCGGAGUGGUUCCUUUAAGAGGAUGCUAAGCGUUGCCAGCGGCCACUGCAAUUUCAUUUUAUGUUUCUGCUUUUAUUUUGCGUUGCCGCAGUCGUGUGGGAGAAUAUUCAAACGCUUUUCCUUUUCGUCACUUCUUUAGAGGUAGGGAAGUAAAAUGGUUUCGUCGGGUCUGGAUACCAUGCCACUGUGCAGCCCCCUUGCCAAGCAGAAGAUCUGCACUGAUACACCGACACCAGGGGCCCUCCAACAGCAUCUCUUCUAUGGUGAAUAUGAUCCAUUCAAAUACGCUCCCAUCUUUGAAAGUGACUUUGUUCAGGUUACGAAGAAGGGAGAAGUGCUGAACAUCCAUAACCAGGUAACCGUGGUGACCGUGGGGGUGACCUCCACAAGCCCGAACUUCAACCUCCCUAAUGUCAUGCUGCUGGCCCGACCCAUCAAUGCUCUGAGGGAGAUGAUGUGUAACUGCACAGUUUCAGAAGAUAGGUGCCCCAUGGAGCUCACCAGGCUGUUUCCCCUGAGUUUUGUCAAUAUCUCCAUCCAUGACGUUUACAAUCGGCGUCUCCGUUUGAAGCUUGCCAAUGGGAGGGCUUUCUACCUGCAGCUAUAUGUCCACCCCGACUGUGAGAAUGAGGUGUUCGAGCGCUGGAUGAAGUUGGUGACCCUCCUGCACACCAACCCCGAGGAAGUGUACGGCUACGAGGCUGUCACACCAGAGAUUGAGUGCAUCCUGGAGCAGGCCAGUCUGGAGACCUCCAUCACCACGCUCUCUGACUGGCAGCUAGAGCCACCGGAGAUGUCACCGGGCAUGAGGGAAUACUACGAGGCGAGUCGUGCGAGCAGCAAGAAGAGUAAACAGAGCAAGCAGAGCAAAAAAAGCAAGAAGAGUGACAAGAGUGAAAAGACGGACUGCAGUGAGAGGACCCAAAGCAAGAGGGAAGGGAGUGAUGACGAGAGCCUGCCUGACUUCGACCGUGAGCAAGAGCCCUGGCCUCUUGUCGAACCGCCAAAGAAAGAGAAGAAAAGUCGAGGAAAGUCAAUAGGUUUCAACUUCUUUAACAAAGGAUCUAAAGAGAAGCUGGAGGAUAAGGAAAAACAACCUCAGAAAACCAAGGCAGCAGCAUCUCCAUCAACUCCAUCAGUCCCAGCACAAGAGAAAGAGUCAAAGGUGAGGCUUGAGAAAGAGGGAAAGGGUGACAGGAAUAAAAAGGAGUCAAAACCGAAGGACAAAUCCAAGGGCAAGGAAGGCAAGGGGGAUAAGGAGAAGAAGAAACAGAAGAUGAAGGAGGAUAAGGAGAGGGAGAAAGUGGAGAGGCAGCAGGAGAAAGAGAGGCAGCAGAGGGAGAAGGAGGAGAAGAAGCAGAAACAGAAGGAAGGCAGGAAGCAGAAAGGGAAGGACGACAAGAGGGGGAAGGAGAAAGAGAAGCGGCAGCGACAGAAGGAGGAGAGGCAGCAGAAAAAGGAGGCCAAGCAGCGGGAGAAAGAGGAGAAGAAGCAGCGAGAGCUGGAGGACAGGAGGGAGAAAGGGAAGGACGAAAAACGUGGGAAGGAGAAAGAGAAGAGGCAACGUGGGAAUGAAGACAAGAAACAGAAAGACAAGAAAAAGCAAAGCAAACCAUCAGCUACCAAGUCCAAAGAGAAAGUGGAAGAAUGAGAUAUCGAUGGCUCGGCUCAGGAGUUGAGAACAAAAGUAGGGAAAAGACUGGAAGAUGGUAAGUGUUAUCGAAUGGAAGAGGAGAAUCCAUAACAAGAGAGAAUGACUGGUGUCUAAAUGUAUUAGAAUGGAUCUAAUACCUUCAUGUGAACUGGGAAUAAAAUACUUCCUUGCAGUUUAUUUUGGUUUUGACAAAGUUUAAAGGUCAAACUCCCCAAAUACUUCCUUGUGACUUAAGUUCAAAGUUCAUCCACUGUAUGGGUAGAAAACUCAAUGUAAGUGCUCCGUGUGGGUUGACUGAGAUCUGAGGUGCAUGAGCAGCUAUCCCUGCAACUUUCCAAAAUCUCUGCUUUGCAGACACGCUUUCCCCUGGUGUGAUCAAAUUGUUCUGUUACAUUACUUCCUGUUGUGGGAGCAAUUGGUCAAAGACUUUAGAUUAAAAAAAGAAGUAUCUUUCAAAUUCUACUUUUUACUUCAUUCUUAUGUGCAGUUUAAUCAAACGACUUUAUUCAAGGACAAAUAAAAAACAACCUGGAUCCCUCAUUCUCUGCUUGCUGCUUUUAGCAGAAACAUUUCUGAAGUGUUUCAGAAUUCCUCUGAUAUUCCCAAUGGUUUGUCUUCCCUUCACCCCAACCCAUUCCUGCCUCAUCAUCACAAAACUCUCCCCUUGUUCCAUAUCGAGUCUUUUCUUG